Molecule: messenger RNA, 2169 nt
Organism: Aspergillus pseudotamarii
Lineage: Eukaryota; Fungi; Ascomycota; Eurotiomycetes; Eurotiales; Aspergillaceae
Product: kinase-like domain-containing protein
Exons: 4
Coding region: 1-2169 (722 amino acids)
Biological process (GO): peptidyl-serine phosphorylation; peptidyl-threonine phosphorylation
Molecular function (GO): ATP binding; protein serine/threonine kinase activity
Source: RefSeq, a predicted model, not a curated record
AUGCGGGUAAAAUUUAGGAGAAAACCGAGUUUUUGCAAUACUAAGAGCGAGAGCGUCUUUCUAUCGGCGUCCAUGACUGACGCAGUGAUCGGCUCGCUUUGCGAGCGAUUUACAACUCGACUUAAAGAAAAUUCUUCGUUUAACUAUAACCGGCAUCGGUUCUUCCGCAACGGCACCGUGAAAAAGGUUUUUGAAAGCAACCAGCAAGAUUUGCGAGAACUGCUGCGAAGUCUGUGUCAGGCUAAUGGCACACCCCUCACCCAAGUACCGGACCUUCUACGAAGAACGUUAACGGACCUUAGCUUGACUUUUGCAAUACUUCUAUUCGCCCGCGGGCGCCAGGAAAGAGAUGUUGUGCGACAGUUCGUGGACCUCGCACUUGCGACAGGCGCUGACCGGUUCGCCGAUACAAAACUCCCCAUCCCCCUCGAGACUGCGACCUUCCGAUUUCCCCUCCAAGGAGUCGAAUUUUACCACAAGCAGUUUCGGUUCUGCACCGUCACGCUGAUGAAACGCGAAGAAGUCGUAUACGAGGAAUAUCGGCUCCAAUGCCCACUGCCGUAUCUUCAGGAGACAAAGAUUGGAGAAGGCGCUUUCGGUCAGGUGUGGAAGGUACGCAUCGAAGAACAGCAUUUCCAGUCACGAUCCGAGCGUACAGCGAAUACAGAAGCACUGGAGCUUGCACGAAAAGACUUUCAGUUACGCCGAGAGGGUAGAGGGGAGCAAGAGAUUUUGGACAAGAUCCUGGACCAGCCACGUCGACACAAAAACAUAAUGGUGGCGCUGGCGAGUCUGCAAUACGGACCCACGUAUAGUUUGUUUUUUCCACUCGCGUCCUGCAAUUUAUGGCAAUACUUGAACGGAGUUUACUCCGAAGAUCGAUUUCCUCCGUCUACGUGGGAAGAAAAGAAGGACAUCUACUCGCGUGGGGUGACGUUAGCCGGAGCACUGGCGUUUCUUCACCAUGAAUUUCGGAACCAAAAGUUGGAGGUAUUUUCAUGCUACCAUCUUGAUCUCAAGCCACAUAAUAUACUGGUCUUCGAUGCAUAUGGCCCGUCCGAGACAUGGAAAAUCACGGAUUUCGGACUAUCCCGGGUUAAGGGUCGAGGGCUAGAUGGCGAAGCUGAUGUGGAGCUCGUAAUGCCUAUCAUAGGAAGAGGCCAUGGGAGACAAAGGCAUAUCCAGGAGCCGUCGACGUUAAAUCGAAGAGGGGAAGGUACUUACCUUGCUCCUGAAUGCUCAUUGCCUAGUGGCCGGGUCAGCUCCGCGAGCGAUGUUUGGUCGUUUGGGUGCAUCAUCAGUUUGGUGAUGUCAUAUAUUGAUUCAGGAUAUAGCGGCGUGGUGGCAUUUGCGAGACAACGGCGCAGACAGGACCAUGGGGACAAGUUUUACACAAUUCGACAUGGGAAGCCAAAGCUUUCACCGGUAGUCAUUGCUUGGUACGAGAAGCUAAAGCACAGAGCGCGAGCAAGUUCGUUUGCGAUGGAGCACGAGGUCGUAUCACGAACACUCGACUUUUUGCAGAAAUAUGUACUGCACCCUAUUCGCGAUCAACGCGUUAGUUCCAGAGAGGUGGAGGAUACGCUAGCAUCAAUAAGUGGUGUAUUUCAUCGACGACCAUCGGAAACGCGGAGCAGGUGGCGGCUGCGACGACCUUCCUUCUCAUCAGCAUAUACUCCUAGCUACGAGAAACUCCAUAUCGAGACAAGUGUACCCAUUCUUGGAACCGCAUUUGCACCGGGCGGCGAUCUUUUGUUGUUUCAGUCUCAGCAGAAAGUCCAGGUAUUUUUCCUCGACGAAAUCCUGUCCGCUGUAGAGCAGCUCCCGAAACCGCGGGUGAUAAAUAUUCCUAGGGCAUCAUUAGAAUGCGUUGCAAGUAGCUCAGGGUUUAUCUGUGUCUGCCUCGCUAGGGCAUGCUUCGAGUGCGUCUUUUACGAAACCACCACCUCAUCCGAGUCGCAAGGAAAUAGUAUUUUGCAGGGCUCAAGAGUCUACUAUCCACACAUGGGCUCUAUCAAGAAUGUUGCCAUGUCCGCUGAUGGGCUUCUGACAGCAUUCGUCAUCGUACGAACCCCCGGAGGCUCUGAUUCAGACGCCCUCUUAUACCUUUCAACCACGCAGGAUCUCUUGAACAAUGCAAGCGAAGGCGGCAUCCUACCAAGACUCUGA